CCGAUCUCCUCUAUCUCCCUUCUUUCCAACUCAACGUUCCUUUGUUCAUGAGAGCUCUCGGGUGGUCAUAACAUGGAUAACCAGAACCCCUCACUCAUUUGCAUCGGUAUAUUGGUGCUCUCUAGUGGUGUCUUAUUGGUUUAUACAUUGUUGAUUAUUUGGUCACCACCCCCCAUAAUCACCCAUGAAUCGGAAAAGAAGUACCGAUCUCAUUCAUCGACGAAACCCCUACCUCUCACCCGACUCGACGAGCCAAGCAAGGUUGAUUUGACGGUUGUAGUUCCUGCGUACAAUGAAACCGAACGUCUUCCUGCGAUGAUGGCUGACACCAUUGGUCACUUGAGCUCAUUGAAGACAAAGCGGACUUUUGAAAUUCUCGUCGUCGAUGAUGGGUCAAACGACGGUACCUCGUCCACAGCCUUAAAACUGGCAGCCAAAUACCCAAAAUAUGACAUCAAAGUUGUCACCCUGGAGAGAAACAUUGGAAAGGGAGGUGCCGUUCGACACGGGAUGUUGUACGGCGGAGGCGAACGCCUCUUGAUGGCGGAUGCGGAUGGUGCAAGUCGGAUGGAGGACCUAGAGCUGCUAUGGAAAAGCAUGGAUGAGAUCGCUCCCAACCACGGACCCGCCGUGGUCGUUGGAAGUAGGGCACAUCUAGUGAAAUCCGAGGCGGUUGUCAAGCGCUCAUUCCUCCGAAACGUGCUCAUGUAUGGUUUACACACCGUCUUGAGGAUCGUAGGCGUGGGUCAUAUCCGGGACACCCAAUGUGGUUUCAAGCUAUUCUCGCGAUCAGCGGCUCAGCAGAUAUUUCCCGCCCAACAUCUGCCGACAUGGAUAUUUGAUGUGGAGCUCCUGCUUCUAGCCAAACAGCUCCGUAUUCCGGUGUCUGAGGUGCCAAUAGAGUGGCAUGAAGUGGCAGGGAGCAAGUUGAAUGUCGUCACAGCAUCUGUGCAGAUGUUGAGGGACCUGCUUAUUGUGAGGGCUAACCACCUUCUCGGACGAUGGACAGCUUCGCCAACGAAGAUGAAAUCGGACUGAUAGACUGUCGUUGUAUUACUUAGAACCGUAUACCCGGCCAUCUAAAUGCACAUUCAAAUUGAUAUUU
Laccaria bicolor S238N-H82 is the source of this 1105-nucleotide messenger RNA. Its product is annotated as glycosyltransferase family 2 protein. Lineage: Eukaryota; Fungi; Basidiomycota; Agaricomycetes; Agaricales; Hydnangiaceae. The record is from RefSeq and is a predicted model, not a curated record. The transcript is spliced from 4 exons. Gene Ontology annotation, cellular component: endoplasmic reticulum membrane. Bases 73 to 1038 code for a protein of 321 amino acids.